AGAUCCGCACAGGGGUACGAACAGUCGAGCGGCUUCUAAUUAAAGCCCCGCGCGGAGCCCUCGGGGACCGGCCUGACGUCGGCGGGCGCGGGGAUAAGAAGCGGCCGCGGUCGGAGCGCAGCCCAAGCAGCCGCGCGUCCAGCGCUCCGAGCGGGCGAGCCUCCGGGUCUCCGUCCCCGCGCGUCCUGUGCGCUCCGCACGCCGGGUCGCCGCGGGGCAUGGAGUAGCGGGGCGCGCGGCCGCUCCGGGACGCGGGAGCGGACACCGGGACAGAAGCCGCAGACGCCCGCGGCUCCGGGACUCGGGGACAGCGAGCCGAGCUCCCUCCGGCCGAGCGAGCGCACGAUGCGCGGGCCUGGGCGCCCCCUCCUCCUGGGGCUGCUGCUCGUGCUGGGGGCGGCGGGGCCCGGGGUGGCCGAGCCCCGGGAGGCGGCCGACAGACAGACCCUGCUGCGGCUCAUCGUGGAGAUCCUCCAGGAGCUCAGAAAGUACCAUUCGGGCGAGUCGAAGAGACUGCACCUCUUGGGCCAGCACGACUACACUCUGGGCCGCAGGGAGGUCUCGGACUACCCGGCUUAUCCCGAGGAGCAGAGAGUGGAAAUUGUGCCUCGAGAUCUAAGGAUGAAGGACAAGUUUCUAAAACAUCUUACAGGUCCUCUUUAUUUCAGUCCAAAGUGCAGCAAACACUUUCACAGACUUUACCACAACACCAGAGACUGCACCAUCCCUGCAUCAGUGAGCAGAGCUGCCAAGGACCAACAGCCUAUGAACCAUGAGAAGUGCCUUGGAAAUCAACAGGGAACAGAACCUGCUACCUUCGCGAACACAUCCCCUUGUGAACAAGAGAUUUAUUUUUGCAGACGGACUCUUCCAAAAACCCUUUAACUUGAGUUUUGUAUGUUGUGGACACUGUUGGCAAAUACAUACUCAGUUACUCAGCGUACCUGACAGUAACACUUGCCAUUCGUGGUUUUGGGGGAAAAGGCGAAUGCUCCACAUUUGAUGUGUAGUGCUAUAAAAUGACAGACAAAGCUAUUUCACUCUCCUGAUUAGGUGAAAUCUCAAAGAGUAUUUCUUUAGAAACAUAAAUAGAAGCUGAAACUAUAUUUUCAUAUAGCAUAUGGUAUGAUUUAAUAUUUUUGUUACUCUUACAAUUAAAUUCCCAGAGCAUUAUUUGGAACUGCAUGGAAAAAAAAAACAAAAAAAAACUUGUCAUGUUUUGGAGAUAGUGGAGUAUAAGUCUGUGAACAUAUCCAGGCUAAUUUCAUUUGUUCUUUCUAUCAUAAAUGUAAGAUAGUAUCCAGAUAUUGUGCAAUAUGUAAAUACUGUAAAUAAAACAGGUAAUAAACGAAAUGUUUGUUAUAACGAA
Molecule: messenger RNA, 1369 nt
Organism: Mirounga angustirostris (Northern elephant seal)
Lineage: Eukaryota; Metazoa; Chordata; Mammalia; Carnivora; Phocidae
Gene: ALKAL2
Product: ALK and LTK ligand 2
Exons: 5
Coding region: 346-885 (179 amino acids)
Biological process (GO): positive regulation of ERK1 and ERK2 cascade; positive regulation of ERK5 cascade
Molecular function (GO): receptor tyrosine kinase binding; receptor signaling protein tyrosine kinase activator activity
Source: RefSeq, a predicted model, not a curated record